UGUCCCUACCCAUGCUGGGCGGAAGCGGCUUCCCAGGCCUUUCAACACCAAACGGAGAAGGACGGUGUGGAGAAUAGGACCAAAUUCCACCUUUGUGCGAACCGCUACCCGCUCCUGCCCGCCCCUSAGCAGGGUUCCCCGCUGAGCGCUUUUCGGGACCUUGGCUUCACCGGUCUCCACAGCACCCGGAGGCGGCGCCCAGAGCUUUGUGCUCAUUUUACGUGGCAGAGACUGAGGUCCUAGGCUGCCUCGGUCUGAAGUGAGGGAUCACCUGAGGCCACCGGACCAGCUUUUGUAGCCUCCGCUCACGACCUCGCUCUGCCCACUGGGUCCCAUGGCUGCGCCAGCGUUGGAGCCCUCUGGCCUUCCUGUCUAAGGCUUCUAUCCACCUGAGAGAUGGGAGACCAGAUGAGAAUCUCAAGGACAGAGGCAUUGGUAUCAUUUGAAGAUGUGGUUGUGACCUUCACUGGAGAGGAAUGGAGGCAUCUAAACCUGGCCCAGAGGACCCUCUACCAGGAGGUGAUGCUGGAGAUCUGUGGGCUCCUGGUCUCACUAGGGCAUCCUGUUCCGAAACCAGAGUCGAUAUUGGAUCAUGAGCAGGGACUAUGGACAGAGAAGAGACACCUCUCCCAAAGCACCUGUGCAGGUGAAAAAGCAAAACCCACCAUCACAGCACCUACUGCUUCUCAACUGACCUUCUGUGAGAAAUCCUCUUUUCAGGAACAACUGGCACAGAGGUCCUCAAAGGAUUCCAGAUUGGGGCAAACCAGAGAUGAGGAAAAGCCAUCAGAAAUGCAGGAAAGGAACUGGAGACCAGGAACAGACCCCUACAAGGAGACAUGCCCUGGAAAGUGGUGCCAUAAAAAUGAUGAUUUCGAGACAGAUGAUAAUCUGUGUUUAAGAGUUUUACAGGAGCGAGUCACUCCACAAGAUGCUGUCCAUGAACAUGACUCCCAAGGAUCAGGAAAAGACACUGGGAUUAAUUCAAGGAGCAGCCCCUAUAAAUGCAAAGAAUGUGGAAAAGGGUUUUGCAAAAAUUGGGCCCUUGUUCGACAUCAGCAGAUUCAUACUGGAGUAAAGCCUUAUGAAUGCAGUGAAUGUGGGAAAGCCUGUCGUUAUAUGUCCGACUUUAUUCGACAUAUGCGGUUUCAUACUGGGGAAAAACCAUACAAGUGUAAGGAGUGUGGGAAGGCCUUCAAACGCAGGUCUCACCUCACGGAGCACCAGCGUAUUCACACUGGAGAUAAGCCCUAUGAAUGCAAAGAAUGUGGUAAAGCUUUCACUCACCGCUCUUCUUUUAUGCAGCACAAUAUGACCCAUACUAGAGAAAAGCCCUUUUUGUGCAAAGAAUGUGGAAAAGCUUUUUACUACAGCUCUUCAUUUGCCCACCACAUGAAGAUUCACACUGGAAAGAAGCUGCAUGAGUGUCGUGAAUGUGGAAAGGCCUUUACUCACCGCUCCACUUUUAUCCAGCAUAAUAUGACCCACACAGGAGAAAAACCUUUUUUGUGCAAAGAAUGUGGAAAAGCUUUUUGUCUCAACUCAUCCUUCACGCAACAUAUGAGAAUUCACACUGGUGAGAAGCCCUAUGAGUGCAAUGAAUGCGGAAAGGCCUUUACUCAUCGGUCCACUUUUAUCAGGCAUAAGAAGAUCCACACUGGAGAGAAGCCCUUUGAGUGCAAAGAAUGUGGGAAGGCCUUUUGUGAUAGCUCUUCCUUGAUUCAGCACAUGAGGAUUCACACUGGUGAGAAGCCCUAUCAGUGCAGUGAAUGUGGAAAGGCCUUUACACACCACUCUGUUUUUAUCCGACAUAAUAGGACCCACAGUGGAAUAAAACCACUGGAGUGUAAAGAAUGUGCAAAAGGCUUUUACUAUAGCUCUUCCUUCAUUCGACACAUGAGGAUUCACACUGGAGAGAAGCCCUAUGUUUGCAGAGAAUGUGGAAAGGCCUUUACCCAACCUGCAAAUUUUGUUCGGCAUACUAGGAUCCACACUGGAGAAAAACCCUUUGAGUGCAAAGAAUGUGAGAAGGCUUUUUGUGACAACUUUUCCUUAACUCAGCACAUGAGAACUCACACUGGAGAGAAACCCUUUGAAUGCAGUGAGUGUGGAAAGACCUUCAGCCACAGUUCAUCCUUCACUCACCAUCGAAAGACUCAUACCAGAGUUUAAUCCAUUUUGUCUCAUCAACCCAGAGAUGGAACACCUAUAAUAAUAACUCAAACUGAGCAACAGAUAUACCCCUGUGGUCACUCUGAAAUAAGUGUUUUUAGAGUUUUAUUCUUUUGAUGAGAGAAAAAAAAAAAAAAGGGGCCUCAUCCUCAGGAGAGUUGGACC
Urocitellus parryii (Arctic ground squirrel) is the source of this 2337-nucleotide messenger RNA. RefSeq names its product zinc finger protein 599 (gene Znf599). Gene Ontology annotation, molecular function: RNA polymerase II cis-regulatory region sequence-specific DNA binding; DNA-binding transcription repressor activity, RNA polymerase II-specific. NCBI's taxonomy places the organism in Eukaryota, Metazoa, Chordata, Mammalia, Rodentia, Sciuridae. Gene Ontology annotation, cellular component: nucleoplasm. Gene Ontology annotation, biological process: regulation of cytokine production; regulation of immune system process; negative regulation of transcription by RNA polymerase II. The record is from RefSeq and is a predicted model, not a curated record.